Phytophthora sojae is the source of this 2973-nucleotide messenger RNA. RefSeq lists its product as hypothetical. Gene Ontology annotation, molecular function: protein binding. The coding region runs from base 1 to 2973 and encodes 990 amino acids. The record is from RefSeq and is a predicted model, not a curated record. The transcript has a single exon. NCBI's taxonomy places the organism in Eukaryota, Oomycota, Peronosporomycetes, Peronosporales, Peronosporaceae.
AUGGCGCGUCCCACGUGCUCCUCGGCGAGCUUCCUGCGGCGCUGGCGGCGGCUGCUGGGCGCCGAGCCGGCGCUCACGGGCGUGGUGGACUGCCUCACGCCGCGCGAGGCCGUGUGCGUGCUGGUCUUCGCGCUGGACGCGCAGUACGAGCCGCUGGCGCGCUUCCUGUACGCGCACGCGCACCUGCUGUCCUUGGGGGACGCGUCGCGGCGCUUCACGAGCGUCCUGCACUGCGCGGCGGCGCACGGCUGCGCGGAGGUGGUGCAGUGGCUGCUGCGCUUCCGACUGAGCCACCGCGCGCUGCUGGGCGCCGAGAAACAAGCGCGCAGCGGCGUCUGGAAGCCGCAGAAGCCCUCGACCCGAGGCAAAGCGCUGGCCUGGAGCGCGCGCAACAGCGCGUACGAGUUCCCGGCCGAGGUCAUGUACGAGGCCGCCAGACAGGGCGACCAGGAGGUCGUGCAGUGGCUGAGCUGCUGCUGCCAGUACGAGAGGCACAAGGCCAUGGAGUACGCGGGCUCGGCCGGCAGACUGGAAGUCGUCAUGUGGCUCCACGAGCUGGCCAGCAAGCAGCAGGAACAGGAGGACGCGGAGCAGGACGCAGAGCAGGACGUGGUGGUGUACAUGGUGCAGCCGCUGGAGACCAAGCUGCAGGUGCUCAACUGGGUGGCGGUGUUCCCCAAGCGCAAGUGCUUCCGAGAGGUCUUCGCCUCGAGAGCAGGCCUGCUGGCUGACAUCUACGACCAGAGAGACCCGCUGCUGCCUUGGGACGACGCAAAAGCUCUUGGAACUUCUUUAGGCAGGAGACGGUACCGUGCUCUGGACACUGCAGCAGCUCAGGGAGAUCUGGCCAUGGUCAAGAGGCUGCAUGAGGAUGGGAGAUGGCCAUGCACCAGUCUUGCGAUGGAUACAGCAGCAGCUAAUGGCCACUUGGACGUGGUGCAGUUCCUCCAUGAGAACCGACGCGAGGGAGGGACGGCCGUCGGUAUGUGCAGUGCGGCGGGGAACGGACACUUGGAUGUGGUGCAAUGGCUACACAAGAACCGGAGCAGUGAUGGAUGCCGCUCGCUGGUGCUGGACCUGGCCGCGACUAAUGGACACGUGGAGGUGCUGCGCUGGCUGGCGCCUCGGUUCCCGCGGUUUUCGUGCUCAGCCGCGUUCUUGCCGAGCGUCGCAGCUCACGGCCACAUCAAGACACUGCAAUAUCUGCAUAAGGAGAUGAGGAUGCCGCUGGACCUGCGCACGCUCGAGGCUGCGAUUGGAUCAGGCCACUUGGAGCUUGUCAACUACGUUACAGAGCGGAUUCCACAGGACAAGCUACACACACUGUCGCCUACAGCGGCUGAGAAGGCCGCUGCAAGCGGCAACCUUGAACUCCUGGCUUUUGUUGUCGAGCGGCUCGGUCUGUGGUCACCACAGAUUUUGAUUGCUGCGGCACCUACGGGCAAUGUGGAGAUGGCAAAGUGGAUCGCAAAGCGGACGGACAGUGUUCCUGAACAAACGCAAGAGGUUGUGCUGGUGCGCGAGCGACGGGAUCGAGCCGGUACCUCCAACGCCAUCGACAGUAUGCUUCAGCCUGCCUCAUCCAUCAAGCGACGAUCGUCUUAUGACAAUCUAAAGUCUAUUGCACGUCCGUUAGACAUCGUGGACGGUGGCACGCUGUAUCGCUGUGCGUCACUCCGCCACUUCAGUAUGAUUGAGUGGCUGCUGCAGCAUGGGCUGGCAUCACCGGGGUUUUCCCUGUCGAUGAAAGAACGAGAGCUUGUGUUGCGCUCUGUUGUCGGCCGGGGGAUGACUGACGAGGACUCGCUGGAUGUGAUUGCGCUAACUGGGAGCAGUGACACUGCUAGUACUACGACGGAGCCACCUACCGCUGCUGUUACUGCAGCCGCAACUGCGGUUAUUGGCACUGCGAACGGCAGUGAUAUCGCACCCGGCGCCAACGCAGGCGUUGCCCGCAUUGCUGGAGUUCGAUCGAACCCGGAAGACAAGCGGCCAGGAUUCGAUCAUUUUGCGUGGGCACUGCCGGCCAAGACGAGUCCCUAUUGGCAGGCGAAAUUUGUUCGACUUGCCGUGCAGUACUGCCCCGAGUCGUCGUUAAAGCUCGAGUGGAUGCCGCUCUGGGCAGCGCAGCGCGGAGAGCUCUUUGUGCUGAAGCAGCUUUAUUCUGUCAAGCACCCGCAGUUGUUCACGCAGCAGACGUUCUCCGCGAUCAUGCGCUACACGAAAGCUGGAGACGCCCUGCAGUGGUUUCAAACACAUAGUGCGACGCUCAUGGGGGACUCGUCAGUUGUGGAGUGGGGCGUCAAGUACCACCAGUUCGCGUACCUCACGUACGUAUUCCUCAAGUUCCAGCCUGCGCGAGCCGAGGACCGCUUCCGUCAGCACGGAGUCGAGUAUGCUCUGCACGUAGCGUGCGCUAUGGGGCAUCUCGACGUCGUAACGUGGAUCUGCGGCAACUGCGAGAUUUUCCUGAACGUUCCGGCGUCUGAGCUGCACGCCAAGCUGGGCCGACUCACGAUCUGGAACGACGCGCUAAUCGCGGCGGCGCGUUGUGGACAGAUCGGGAUCUUGGUUUGGCUGCACGAGAAGUUCACCUUCUUCCGCAAGGUGCCGGACAGUCCGCGCAAGACGACGCUCGUGGCGGCCAUGGCCGACGCUGCUGCUGGGUACGGCCAGCUUCGAGUGCUACGUUGGCUUCAAGCUACGGUCGCGCCCCAACUGGUGCACUCGAACGCGGAGCCGAAGCCUGACACCAGCGCUGCAGUUGCGGAGACCAGCUUCGUGUCGACAGAAGGGCUGCUGCAAGCCAUGCAGAACCGCCACGUCGACGUGGUUCAGUGGGUUUGUGCCGUGGACAUGGGGCUUGUCAUCCGGCAGACUGCAAAACGGCGUCUCGACCUCGUGACCUUCCUCCGCGAGGAGGCGGACGGAUUCACUCCGUCCAGACUGGGCUUCGUCUUUCCUCCGCUGUGA